Messenger RNA from Nematocida ausubeli, 1839 nucleotides. RefSeq lists its product as uncharacterized. Lineage: Eukaryota; Fungi; Microsporidia. The record is from RefSeq and is a predicted model, not a curated record. The transcript has a single exon. Gene Ontology annotation, cellular component: membrane. The coding region runs from base 1 to 1839 and encodes 612 amino acids. Gene Ontology annotation, molecular function: ABC-type transporter activity; ATP hydrolysis activity; ATP binding.
AUGUUGCAAGUGGAUAAUACAUCGCUGCACAAAGAAACAGUAGAAAGAAAAUUGGAUGAAAUUAACGGCGGAGAGCAGCCAGAAAUAAGUGCAUCUUCCCACCAAACAAACAUAGAGAACAGCAUGCAUGCUGGAGUGCAUGCUAUGCGCGGGAGUAUACACCCCAGAGAAGCUCUUGAAAUGGAGGUAGCGGAUACGAAAAAGAGCAGUGUGAGUUUUACAUUUAAGAAUAUAUCGUAUAAAAAUAUAAUAAAAGAUGUCUCGCAGUCGUUCAAGAGCGGACAAAUGACUGCUAUCCUUGGCCCAUCUGGAGCAGGGAAAACAACCUACUUGAAAAUAAUCUCAGGAAGAAAGCAAAAAACCAUGGGAAAGAUAGUUCUAAAUGGACAGGAGAUCAAGCAGAAGGAGCUAAGAAAGAGAGUUGCAUAUGUCCAUCAAGAGGAUCACUUGUAUCCAAUGCUCACAGCAAAAGAGAUGCUGUCAUACACAAUUAGGCUAAAGACACCGGGAGAGGAAAACCAGGAUGAGCUUGCAGAGAAAUUACUAGCGGAGGUAGAAAUGGCGCACGUGGGCGAUACAUUAAUUGGGGAUCCAUUAGAGGGUGUGGCAGGCCUUUCGGGCGGAGAAAGAAAAAGACUGUCUGUCGCGCAGGAGCUGGUCUCUAGGCCAGAGAUAAUAUUUCUAGAUGAACCAACAAGUGGACUGGACUCGUACACAUCAGAGUCACUGAUUAUUCAUCUUAAAAAUCUUGCACGUUCAGGAAUGCUGAUUGUAAUGACAAUCCACCAGCCAUCAUCAGAUAUUUUCCAUAUGUUUGACAAUAUCAUAAUGAUGAAGAAUGGGCAGAUUGCAUACUCUGGCUCUCCAAAAGACUGUGUGCAGUCUUUGGGUGCGUUUGGGUUGCCUUGUCCAAAGUACACAAACCCAGCAGAUCAUCUAUUUAGAAUAAUCAAUCAGCUGCCACCCCAGCAAGAGAAGUCCGAAAAGCUGGAGGAGGAGGGAGUUGACUCAUUGGAGAAUAUGAGCAAAAAAUUCACGCUUAGUUCAUUCCUAUACGAGACAAAAGUUCUUCUAUCAAGAACAGUUCUGUGCAGCAUCCGGAACAAGAAGUAUCUUUUUGCUAAGCUAGGGCAUGCUCUUUUUGUUUCUCUUAUUACAGGCAUGUUUCUUUACGACAUACCUAGCAAGCAGGCAUACCAAAUAGAGACAAAUGUGGUUGGGUGCUACAGAACUAUCACAAUGGCCACAUUUGGAACAUUUUCAUACGGGGCUAUUUCGAUUCUAUUCUCAGAUAGAAAGAUACUCAUAAAAGAGUAUGGAUCAAACUACUAUACGUUUAUGCCUUACUUUAUCUCAAAGGUGUUGGUAGAUUUUAUGAUCACAUGCAUGCAUCCUUUCAUUGGAACGCCAAUUAUAUUCUAUCUUUCUGGCAUUGGGUCUGUUGCCCAUCUGUUUGGGUGUCUCUUGCUUGGAGCAACAGCGCACUCGCUGGGUGUGCUCAUGGCAUCUUUAGUGGACACAUCUGAAAUAGCGCUUGCAAUCUUCCCUGCAAUGUCGUAUUUUAUAAACAUGCUUACGGGAACAGACGUAGAUCCAGAGAGCAUUAUAUCAGGGCUGUCGCAUCUGCAGUACAUAUCUCCACCAAGACAUGCAUAUAACAUAAUGAUAAAGCUGCACUACGCAGGAAGAACUGAUCUGUCCGACAGAAUCAAUGGGCUAGUUAAUGAGUUUGUUUCUAUAUAUACAUCAAUGACCAUUUUAUUUAUAACAUAUAUUAUUUUGAUCAUUGCCGCAGGAUAUUGCCUAAAAAGAAAGAUAAUGAAGCUGGCCCAGGGGUAG